UGCACGCGGUUAUGCGACUCCAUCAAGUCCGAGAUUACUGAAACCAGAGAUACGGGUGCUGGCAAAUUUGUCGAGAACUUUCUCCUCAACACUAGCGCUUCCGUUCACGUUAUUUCUGUUCAUUACUGUGCGAACGUUUAGCAUUUUCCUGCACAGAACAUUUCGCGACGCACUGCUGCAUCGUACUUUGCUUCUCGGCAUUUUCGCUCUUCUAACGUGCACUUUCUUUUUUCGUGUGUAAAGGAUUUUUGCGCCUUUUCUACGUUCCUCGGAAAACCUUGUCAAGGCUCUACAAGACUUCUCCAUAAAAAGAAGUGAAGUCUGGUGUACAUAGCGCUGUAUUCUUGCUGUACGUCUUGCUCAAUCCCACAAGUUCACGCCACCCUAGCACGACGCAGGGCAAUCGGGAAAAAUGAAACGUAUUCGAAACGUUUGUGGAAACGCAACGCGAGCGCCGAAGGACGUAGAACAAAUGCGUUGGUAUGACUCAUGCGCUCUCAAAAAAUAGUUCCCCAUUCCGAUGUAGGACUCUUUUUCUGUUCUUAUAGAACAAAUGUUAAUGACUGCAAGAAUGAGUAAUAAAAGCUUGUUUCUAUUUCUGAAAUGAAAAGCUGGCCUUAAAUAUUGAUACAAAGAAAAGUACAGCGGGGUUACCCGAAGGCGUAGUGAUAUCUUUUGGUACCUGGCGGCCGUCGUCGGGAUGAUCAGCGGCGUGAAGAUGGCGGUUGUGAGUGCGCAAAAUAACUCGGACGGUGCUAAACCCAAGCACGGGAAAGUUAUUUUGUUAUUAGAGAACUGCAUAUUGCCGCCUGAGAGAUUGCUGUCAACUCCAUCAAACGCCGACGGACUGGAUAUCAACGCCGAAACCGACCUGAGGAUACUCGGAUGUGAACUCAUUCAAACGUCCGGGAAGCUUCUGCGGCUACCUCAGGUUGCAAUGGCGACUGGUCAAGUGCUAUUUCAUAGAUUCUAUUUUUCGAAGUCUUUCGUCCGUCACAGCAUGGAGAUUGUGGCCAUGGCAUGCAUAACACUUGCGUCCAAAAUCGAAGAAGCCCCCAGGAGAAUUAGGGAUGUGGUCAACAUCUUCCAUCACAUCAAGCAAGUUAAAGGAGCAAAAACCAUACAACCGCUGAUUCUAGACCAGAAUUACAUUAACCUCAAGAACCAAGUCAUAAAGGCUGAGAGAAGGGUGCUGAAGGAGCUUGGCUUCUGUGUCCAUGUCAAGCACCCGCACAAGAUUAUUGUCACGUUAUUACAAGUGUUGGACUGUGAGAAGAAUAUGAAGUUGAUGCAGGCAGCAUGGAACUACAUGAACGACAGCCUGCGCACGGACAUUUUCGUUCGGUACAGUCCCGAGACAAUAGCCUGUGCCUGCAUUUACCUCAGUGCAAGAUUGCUACAGAUUCCACUACCCAACCAGCCUCCAUGGUAUGCCGUCUUUAACGUUCAGGAGGAGGACAUCCAGGACACCUGCAGACGAGUUCUGGCCAUCUAUUGUAGAAAGCCCGAUUCGGAGGCCCUGGAGAAGAAGGUCGAGGAGCUCAAGAAGGCCCACCUGGAAGCCAAGCUGCGGGCCAAACUGGCCUCGGGGACCUCGACACCUACUCUUGGCAACGGCGCCAGCUUUUCACCUAGCUCUAGGAACAACUCACCAAGGCAGUCGCCCAUAUUAGACUCAUCAACAAAAAAGAAGGAGGAAACAAAACCCCCAGUUGAGCGAAGCCCCAGGGUGGACCGCACUGCCUCCAACCACAUUCCCGGAACGGGGACCAAGCGGAAAGCCAGCCCAUCAUCGCCGUCUCCUGUGCGUAGCCGCAAGGAGACUUCCCGCCAGGGACACUCGAGCUCGUCGAGCAGUGGCAGCAGCCCUCCCACCUUGGGAGCCCCUCUUGUUCGAGGGCGUACCCCGCCCCGGAGCUACAAGGAUUCUGGCUCUGGACUGAGCUCUCCUGUUAGAUCCAAGCUUGAAGAUGGACGGUCCAAAGACAGCUCCAACUCAAAGCGACACAGUUCCCACAAGCGCAAGAGGAGCAUCUCCUCGCGUUCCCGUAGCAGGUCGCCAUCACACAGGCAUGGCAGCAAGAAGAGCUCAACCAGUAGCCACCGGUCAUCACGCCACAAAUCGCCUUCUGGCCACAGCGAACACAACCACCGCCACCACCGCUCCUCGUCAUCUAAAAAGGAGCGCUCGAGAGAAGGCCGGAACCAUCGCACAGCCAUAACAGCCCGGAGGUGAAAGGAGGCCCCAGUGAGAGAUCAAGACACUUCAUCUGUAAAUAACAUCGCAGUGAGAAAAAGCAUCAGCCUGGAUGAGAGAGUGAAUGUGUAUGCGAAUGCUAUGUGUAUAUAAAAUGUAUAGAAAGAAUGUGUACAAAGAAAAAAAUGAAGAGCAUUUUCGUACAACAAA
Molecule: messenger RNA, 2407 nt
Organism: Dermacentor albipictus
Lineage: Eukaryota; Metazoa; Arthropoda; Arachnida; Ixodida; Ixodidae
Product: cyclin-L1-like
Biological process (GO): regulation of transcription by RNA polymerase II
Cellular component (GO): nucleus
Molecular function (GO): cyclin-dependent protein serine/threonine kinase regulator activity
Source: RefSeq, a predicted model, not a curated record